AUGGGAUGGGAAGUUCGCAUGUCCAAUACGCGCCGCAAGCCAUAUUUCUACAACCGCGACACGAAUCAGUCGCUCUGGCAGGCGCCUCCAGACUUGACGCCGCAGGAGAUUGAGAAACUGCCGGGAGCAAACUUGCUCAGCGCAUCUCCACCAUCGGGGGGUCCAGAAAUCGCAAAUAUCACGCGUACAAAGCAGGAGGCUAUCGAUAUCUUGCUGGGAUACAAGGACGAGAUUAAUGGCGACCCGCACAAGUUUGCCUCGCUCGCCCAACAGUAUUCUGACUGCUCUUCCCACUCGAAAGGAGGUGAUCUAGGUCACUUUAGCCGUGGCCAGAUGCAAAAGCCGUUUGAAGACGCGACGUUUGCGCUCCAAGUCGGCGAAAUGAGCGGCAUCGUCGAAACGGACUCGGGCGUUCAUCUUAUCUAUCGCACAGAGUAA
Serendipita indica DSM 11827 is the source of this 438-nucleotide messenger RNA. NCBI's taxonomy places the organism in Eukaryota, Fungi, Basidiomycota, Agaricomycetes, Sebacinales, Serendipitaceae. The record is from the annotation of a GenBank genome assembly.